UUUAACGAUUUUGUUUAGUUCAUAAUGUUAAAGUAUGUUAUGUAAAUAGAAGAUUAAACUCAUUUGCAACAUUAAAACCAUUCGUUUUAUACCAUAAAUCACCAGGUAAAAAAGUUCAGCAAAAGUUGUGAUACAGAUAAUAGUUUCUCAGAGGUGGAUUUAAAUUUUGUAUAAUCAUCAAGUGCAACUUAAGUAUAAUUAUAGUCAUUACUCGUACCAUUGUGCAAAGAUCGAGGUAUAGGAUUAUAUUGCGUGGAACUGAGGGGUAGCAGUUGCGACAUAAUAAUUAUUGUCUCUGUCAAACUCCGGAAGCUGAGCACGUUAUGCGCGUGCAAUUUUAACCAUUUCAAUUUUGUGCCAUAUAGGCAUUACAGUGCAAUCUGUUCACUGUUAAAAAGUACGUAAAAAGUUCAUUUAAGCUGGCACCAUUCUUACAUCUGUGUAUAUUAGAUAUCUUAUGAAGCAAUAAAAUGACAACAAAAAUAUUUGUUGACAAAGAAGAUGCGUUAGUUGACGAAACUGUCAAAAUUACUGUUGACGGACUGCAGAAAAAUCAGCAUGUCACUAUUAGAGCAGAGGUCAUCGAGAAAGGUCAGAUAUUUGCUGGAAGCGGGUGUUUCGUCGCUAACGACACAGGCACAGUGGAUGUUUCAACUCAGCCGUCAAAAUGUGGAACAUAUAAAGGAGUUUCUUCGAUGGGUCUCUUCUGGAGCAUGCAGAUCGCUCCAGGGAUGCCGAAAGGAAUUCGUCUUAUAAAGAAAAAUGCUUCGUCACCUCUUCUUACGAAUUUGACAGUAUUCUCCGGACAUUUUACAUUAAAACAAACAUACACUUUAAAUGUUGAUCAGUUAUGUAGUAAGCGAAUUAAUAGAUGGUAUAUUGUGAAAGGUGUUCAGAAAGUCAAGGUCAGGAGCGGACGGAUUCGUGGAACACUAUUCCUCCCACCUGGUAAAGGUCCAUUUCCAUGUGUAAUUGAUAUGUUUGGUGUAGUCGGCUCGUGUAUAGAAUUUAGAGCAGCUUUAUUAGCAUCUAGAGGAUUUGCUGCUAUUGCUCUACCAUAUUUCUUACACGACGAUCUUCCAGUUGAUUUAGGGGAAUUGGAAUUGGAAUAUUUUAUGGAGACUGUUGAUUGGCUAUAUGUUCAUCCAUUAAUUGACGGCAACAAUAUAGGGGUACUUGGUGUAUCCAAAGGAGGCGAGAUCGCCUUUCAUCUAGGACUUUACAAUGAUAAGAUAAAGUCAGUGGUAUCAAUCAAUGGCGGUCCGUUCUUUACCUCUAUGCCAAUGUUGUACAAAGAGGAAUAUAUUGGACAAACAGAAAACAGAUAUGAUAAAAUUAUUGUUACGAAAGAAGGAGUGGAUGUUACCGAGACGUUGUACUGCAAUGUUGAAGAUUAUGUCCCGAUAUGGACCAAAGAUGUCAAUGUUUUGAUUAUUUCCGGUUUGGAUGACAGAUGUUUAAAAUCGGACUUUUUAUAUAAUCUUUGGAAACGUUACCCUAGCAACCGGAAACACCUCUGUACUAUAUAUAGAUAUCCGGGAGCUGGGCAUCUUAUAGAACCACCAUAUUCACCUCUAGCCAGGUCUACAUUAGGUUAUUGCCCUGAAUCAGCCAUUAAAUAUCUCAAAGGAUUUACGACAGAUAAUAGAACAAUUUUGGUACUGUGGGGAGGUGAAACCGAGGCUCAUGCACACGCGCAGGAGGAUUCUUGGAAACGAAUAUUGAAUCAUUUUCGAACAACUCUACAGACGUCACAAAAGAAAGGAGACAACAUAUUAGAUAGCAAACUUUGAUUAACAAUGAAAUUAUUAUUUCCAAGACUGUUUGUUAUUACAUUAUAUUGUCUGGCUUGCAUUUUUGGAACAAUGAAAAUUUAAAUAAAGUCUGUUCAGCUCUAUAUAUAAAUAUUCCAGAUACUUAUAAAACAGUUGAUUUCCUUAAGAAAACAUUCAAAACAAUAUAGUCUUACAUAGUUUUAAUAUUUGUAAACAUCACAUUUUCAUCCAAUCACCUGAUGACCCAUUGAAUCAUACGGGUUUCUUUGCAUUUUUUAGCCAAUCGCUGACCACGUUACAACCAAAAGGCUAAUCACUUUCGGUUCCAGCAGUAUAAAUGCAAUCAAAGAUACAUGUACACUCCGUGGCCGAGUGGUUAAGGUCGCUGACUUGAGAUCACAGGUCCCUCACCUCUGUAGGUUCGAUCCUCACUCGGGUCGAAAUCUUUCAUGUGAGGAAGCCAUCCAGCUGGCUUACGGAAGGUCGGUGGUUCUACCCAGGUGCCCGCUCGUGCCUGAAAUAAUGCCCGGAGGGGCACCUGGGGUCAUCCUCCACCAAUAAAGCUGGGAAAAAAUCGACGAAAAAA
Molecule: messenger RNA, 2361 nt
Organism: Ruditapes philippinarum (Manila clam)
Lineage: Eukaryota; Metazoa; Mollusca; Bivalvia; Venerida; Veneridae
Product: acyl-coenzyme A amino acid N-acyltransferase 1-like
Exons: 8
Coding region: 471-1793 (440 amino acids)
Biological process (GO): fatty acid metabolic process; acyl-CoA metabolic process
Molecular function (GO): fatty acyl-CoA hydrolase activity
Source: RefSeq, a predicted model, not a curated record